CCAUGAAACUGGAAAGCCCCAGUGCAGCCGACUCGCCGCUGGAGUUCGCCGUUGCCACAGAGAGAGAUUUUGAGGCUAUGUUGGCCAUCUCCAAGGGCAUCUACGGGGGCCUCGACUACCUCCCAAGCCGCUACCAUGCCUGGAUCCAUGAGCCAAACCGCACCGUCGUGCUGGCCAAGAAGAAUGGUGUGGUGAUUGGGCUCCAGUCCGUCUACAUCAUUGACGCAGGAGAGACCGCACUGGUGGAGGGACUGCGCGUGGCGCCCUGGGAGCGUGGCAAAGGCGUGGCUGGGGUCUUGCAGCGCUUCUGCUCAGCCAUGGUGAAGGAGAAGCACCCAGAAGUCAAAGUGUCACGCUUGACCCGGGAUGACCAGCUGGGUCCCAAGGAUUUGAGGAAGUAUCGCAUCAUUGCCAAACAGGGGAUCCUUCUGGUGCGCUUCCAGGCCCAGGAGCUGCUCUCCCGGCUGGAGGUCGCCAUGCUGGUGCUGGCGGAGGGUGGCUUCAGCCCAGAGCCUUCGGAGGUGCUCUUGGAGAAUGAGGUGCCACAGGUCAUCCUGAAGGAGGCCUUUCGGAGAGAGGUCCUGCCCAACCAGACCAUAAUCCAGGACUGGCAGCCCUUCAAGGCCACCGAGAGCAACCUCAGCCUCCUGAAGAAGAAGAGCCUCUGCUGGGUGGUGGAUCAGAAGGCCCAUCCCACCGUGGCCACCCUGAGCACCCAGCCCUUCUCCAUCCCGCUGGGCAAAGACUGGCACUACCUGAACAUCGAUGCCUUUGGCUGCAACCUGGCCCACCUCAAGAGCCAGCUGAUCCACCACCUGCGCCUCCAGGUGCCAGCCCUGCAGGGCAGCGUCAUGUGCCAGCUCUUCCUGGAGCCCUGCCUGUGGCUGGAGAUGGCUGCCUUCUGCCAGGGGGCCCUGGGCCUGGAGCUGGCCAAGGAUUACACAGAGCAGUGUCUGCUGGAGGCAGACAUCUGAGGGACAGGGGCCUCCCUCCCCCCGAAA
Candoia aspera is the source of this 1001-nucleotide messenger RNA. It is a transcript of the gene NAT16, whose product is annotated as N-acetyltransferase 16 (putative). The coding region runs from base 3 to 974 and encodes 323 amino acids. NCBI's taxonomy places the organism in Eukaryota, Metazoa, Chordata, Lepidosauria, Squamata, Candoiidae. The record is from RefSeq and is a predicted model, not a curated record. The transcript is spliced from 3 exons. Gene Ontology annotation, molecular function: acyltransferase activity, transferring groups other than amino-acyl groups.